This is a messenger RNA of Ctenocephalides felis (cat flea), 1053 nucleotides long. RefSeq names its product brain-specific homeobox protein-like. The record is from RefSeq and is a predicted model, not a curated record. The coding region runs from base 1 to 1053 and encodes 350 amino acids. Gene Ontology annotation, biological process: regulation of DNA-templated transcription. The transcript is spliced from 5 exons. Gene Ontology annotation, molecular function: DNA binding; DNA-binding transcription factor activity, RNA polymerase II-specific. Lineage: Eukaryota; Metazoa; Arthropoda; Insecta; Siphonaptera; Pulicidae.
AUGUCUAUGCAAUUGACGAAUGGUAUAGCAAAAACGCCAUUCCUAAUAGAAGACAUAUUAUUCCGAUCUUCCAACGCCGAACAAAAUGCCACAGACAAAAAGGCGUCUCAUGAGGAAAAUAUUACGCAAACGGCGGUAGGCCAACGCCAAAUUGGUGGCAAUCAAAGAAACGUGAUAAAUGUAGUGACAAAAAGAUUGGACGCCGCCGGCAUCAAUUCUAAUAAUGGUUCAAAUGGAGGACGUGGUAUAAGUCAACAAGUCUUCGCGAAUAUUAAACAUAAUACUGGACCUCCACCACAGGUGUACACAACAAAUAACGAUUCAGCCCUAUAUUACGCAAGUACGGGACCUUAUCAAGGACCACAUUAUGCCGAAGGAUCUUAUUUUCAAAUGGCUCUAGGAGCCUAUUUAAAUAAUUCUACAAAUGGCCAUCCUGCAGGAGUCUCACCUUACAAAAGCGUCGACCCUUAUUUUAUAACACAAGCAGGACUGAGUUUUCCAGGAGGUCCACUUUUUGGUGGAACUGCGCAUGAAUUGGCAUUAGGAAUGGGAGCACUGAGACAUUGUAGGCGAAGAAAAGCGAGAACAGUUUUCUCAGAUCCCCAACUAACAGGAUUAGAGAAACGUUUCGAAGCCCAACGAUAUCUCUCAACUCCGGAAAGAGUUGAAUUAGCUGGGGCUUUAGGUCUAUCAGAAACUCAAGUGAAGACGUGGUUUCAAAAUAGAAGAAUGAAACAUAAAAAACAACUCCGGAGAAGAGCCACAGUCGGUAAUGAAACAACUACCAAUGCCUCUAAUCAUGGAACCAGCACAGGUUCCGAGCCUGUAGACUUCAGCGGCCGCCAGUUGUCCGUGGAAUCCGCCUCCCAACUUCGGCAACUUGCAGACGGUUCACCAACAACAAACCGUUGCAACUCCGACAUCUCCGACAACUCCGAAGACGACAGCGAUGUUGACAUAAUUGGUGACCCUUCUACCAACCAUCAUCGACAUGUUGAUAUGUCGACAGUUGUCCGAGAUCAUCAUACAGAUUACAUGCAUUCGCAAAAAUAA